Messenger RNA from Linum trigynum, 225 nucleotides. NCBI's taxonomy places the organism in Eukaryota, Viridiplantae, Streptophyta, Magnoliopsida, Malpighiales, Linaceae. The record is from the annotation of a GenBank genome assembly.
AUGGUUGCAGUCGAUCUGCUUCGACAUAUUCGAUUCCUCCUCGUGUUGCUGAGGCCCCCCGUUCCUAUUUUUAGAUAUCGAUCAAAACGUGGGAACAAAUCGUUUCUCAGCUUCUGGCUAACGGUCCUCACUAUGCGGUGGGAGAUUGUCAAUGCCUCGAAAUCGUGGCAGAUCGAGGCGUUCGCCUCGGAUAACAUUUCCUGCCAGGCGCUAACUGGGAGUUGA